AUGGCAGCCCGCAGGUGGAGCCUACCCUUGCAUCAGAGGCUGAAGCUGCUCAUCUCGAAGAGUGCACCUGGCCCUCGAGGCGCUCCACUGCAGAGCCGGGCCGUUUGGCUGCCGAGGAGUGCCGUGCAUGUUUCGCCGUUUGCCGCGCAGAAUGAUGGCGAGGCGACCUGGGCACUCUUGUGCGCCGCGGCCGGUGCUGGCGCUAUGGCCCUGGCGGCCAUGAAAGAUACGAGGGGUACAGCGAGCUGCUACUUCGAGCCUGCGCCGCAUGGCGGGGUCGAUCGACUCAAGAGGUGGUCGCUUGUUUACUGGAACCUCCCCUCAGGCAGCUCGCCCAGCUUUCACCAGACAGAGGUGAACCCGCACCUGGAGAAGCACCUCGCCCAGUGGUCGAAGGGAAUGUCUUCUGCUCCCGCGGAGACAAAGGUUCUGGUGCCGCUCUGCGGCAAGUCUGUGGAUAUGCCCUACUUGUGCGAGCUUGGCUUCAGCGUUGUCGGAGUCGAGGGCAUUCCGCGAGCCAUCCUUGAGUUCAAGGCAGAGCACCAAAUACGCGUGAAGGGAAUGAAGUCCAAGACCUUCCUGACAAAAGACGAGCAAGGCUGGCGGGAAGGGACUUCUUUCCGCCCUGCGGAACAGUUUGAAGGACCCAGAUGUGGUCAAGCCUUCAAGACGGGCGACAGAGGGCUGGGUUACUACUCGGAACGUCCGGCAGUGUGGCGUGGCAAGGUCAAUCUUGGCAGGAAGCAUGCUCCGCUGCACCUCAUCGAGGAUGACAUGUUUGACGUCACACCCGAACUUGUGGCGGCUGCCACGUUUGCGAGGGAUGGCAGGUUUGACCUCAUCUACGAUUGCGAUGCUUUGGUCGCACUUCCCCCGGAAUCUUGGAAGCAGCGCGGAACUUGA
Molecule: messenger RNA, 903 nt
Organism: Symbiodinium natans
Lineage: Eukaryota; Dinophyceae; Suessiales; Symbiodiniaceae
Source: the annotation of a GenBank genome assembly